AUCAUCCUCCAUGAAACUUGAGAUAGCACCCACCAUGUGCAUCAAGUUUUAGAUUUCCUUUCGUUUUUAAUAUUCAGCAACCAAUACCCAGAUAAGCAUAUUUGGAAUUUUCAUACCUUAUUAUUAUUAUUUUAAAGUGUGCUUAAAAUUCAUUCUUUGAAAAAUUAGAUGUUCCAUACAUUAACAUAUAAGUUUAUAGAAACCAUACCUUAAUUUAUACAACUAUAAUGUAGUUAAGAUUUAUAAUUCCUUAACAAUCAAAAUGAAACUUUUAUAAACUUAAAAAUUAGUGUGCUUAUGAUUGCAUUUCUUGACGACGUAUUUGAAAAUUAUUAGUUUUUUCUUUUUUAUAGCCGUCAACUGGUCCCAUGUUCAUUUAUUCCCAUGUAGCCAUGUUUUUCUCGCAGUUGAGAAGCACAAGCACCAAUUUACCAUAGGAUUUUUGCACUCUCUCUCUCUCCCUAUCUAUCUCUCUUUGCUGAUGUCACUGUCCUUGUUGUUAAAAACACUUCUUCAUACUUUGUUCUCACACUUCCCUAAGCAGAAGGAAACACUAGGAAAGAGGUAGAGACAGAGAGAAAGAGGGAACAAGGAGCUUGUGUUUGUAGCUUAUAGCUACCUUCUAAGUUCAACAAGUCAGAAAAAACUGCCUUUGCCUUAGUUCAGAUUACUGGUUUGGAUAGCCAUGAACAACAAUGUUCCUGAUUGGAAUUUUGUGAGUGAUACCUGUGUCACCAAUCAAAAGAAGCCAAUGGGGGUGGAUCAAGAACUUGUAGAGCUCCUGUGGGAAAAUGGCCAGGUAGUGUUGCACAACCAAGCACAUAGAAAACCGGUUAUGAAUUCGAUAGCACCAAGACAGGUUCACAAAAAUUUUCAAUCAACAUCAAGGACUAGUGAGCCAUUUGGGAACUCAAGUACCUUGGUUCAAGAUGAUGAGACAGUCUCAUGGAUCCAAUACCCUCUCGAGGAUCCACUGGAACAAGAGUUCUGUCCAAAUAUUUUAACAGAAUUGCCACCUUGUGAAGUUGAGUCUUAUAAGCAAAUAAGGCCAUUUGAAGAGGGAAGGUUUUCCAAAUUGGAUGCUUCUAGUGCCCCUCAUGUGACUGUAAGUUCACAAUCUCCUACUAUGAAAUCCUCCUGUGUUCAGGAACUCCCAGGAAUUCCUAUUCCUGCUCCAAGAUUCCAUGUUUCUGAUUCAUCUCAGAAAAACAAUGACUUUGGUGGAUCAUGCAAGGUCCUAAACUUCUCUCACUUUUCAGCACCCCUUAAUGUGUCUUCAGCAUCUGCUAAUGCACAUUUUAGAGACAAAAUCACUGGAAACAUGUCAAAAGGGGAGAUUAGAGAGUGCUCAGUGAUGACAGUUGGUUCAAGUUACUGUGGUAGCAAUCACAUCCCUCAAGAUCCAGAUGCAAGUAGAGCAUCAAGCAAUGGUGUUUGGACUAAUACUUUAUCUGCUGAGCCUGAAGCUAUUAGAGAUGAUGUUCGAAGAACAAUUCCUCAGAAUGAGAAAGGGAAAUCAGAGAUGCUUGAACCAACCACGACUUCAUCUUCUGGUGGCUCAGGUAGUAGUAGUCUUGAAAAAACUUGUUCCUUAUCAACAAGAAACCAGGGCAAAAAGAGGAAAGGGAUAGAUGUGGAAGAAUCUGAGGAACAAAGUGAGGACACGGAACUUAAAUCAGCAGUUGGAAACAAGGCAUCUCAACGGGCUGGCUUGGCUCGAAGGAACCGUGCUGCUGAAGUGCAUAACCUAUCAGAAAGGAGACGGAGAGAUAGGAUCAAUGAGAAGAUGAGGGCACUGCAACAACUCAUACCUCACAGUAGCAAGACAGACAAGGCAUCAAUGUUAGAAGAGGCAAUUGAAUACUUGAAAUCACUUCAGUUACAACUUCAGGUAAUGUGGAUGGGAUCUGGCAUGGCACCAAUGAUGUUUCCAGGAAUUCAGCACUAUAUGUCACAAAUGGGUAUGGGAAUGGCUACACCUUCUUUUCCUCCUAUUCACAAUCCGAUGCAAUUACCAAGAGUGCCGCUUGAUCAGUCUGUAUCUGCCUCUCAGACACCAAACCAGACAUUAAUGUGCCAAAAUCCUAUUUUGGGUGCCUUUAAUUACCAAAAUCAAAUGCAAAAUCCAGCGCUUUCAGAGCAAUAUGCACGUUACAUGGGCUAUCAUCUUAUGCAAAAUGCCUCACAGCCAAUGAAUGUAUUCGGAUAUGGUCCCCGGACAGUACAACAUAGUCAAACAAUGAUUACUCCUAGCAAUAGCAGUGGACACAUGAGUGGAGCAGCUAAUACUGAUGAUGCUUUGAGUGGCAAAAUGGGUAAGCCACUUUCAUACUUCUCUUUGCUUUGGCUAACAACAAAAAUGAGGAUACCACAUCAAUUAUAUGGAGAAGUUACACCUUUUGCUUGUUGUUGACCAGAUGGUGACAAACAGCUGCUUGUCACCAUGAAGACAGCCAAUAAACCUUUUUCUACAACCACCCCCAGUGCUUUUUGACUAGGAUAAGAAACAACUUUUUUUAACAAUCCUUGUUCUAUAAUUUAUUCAAUUCCUUUUGGUUGAUAACAUUCUGCUCUGACAUGUUGACUGUGAAUACACUUGAGAUUCUGGGUGGUGCAUAGAUCUCUAUGGAUGGCUGCAAGAAUUGUUCAUAUUACUAUCUCUGGUUCUUUUUAUAAGACCCCUCCAAAUUUAGUUUUUUUUCCACUUAGUUAAAUGUGGUAAUUUAAUUUCUUGAACUUUCUCUCUUGAGGAUAGGGGAAGAUGACUAGCCACAAUUGCCUAUGUAAAUUGUUGACAAAUUUGAUGGUACUAACUAAAUUAACUAAAUUCCUUGAUUCUUGUGAAGUAGUAACAAGGUCUUAUAUAUAAGACCAGAGGUAGUAUAUGCUAGAUUUAGAUCAUCAUAAGUUUACAUAGCAUAGAACUUCUAUUGAGUGUUUAACUUCAGUACCUCAUCAAUACAAAUUAGUCAACACCAUUUCAUGGCAUUCUACAGUUUUAUAUUUUAUUCGUUUUCUACUUAUUGAAUUUUGUUGUUGAAAUCCUUUUUAUCUCUAGUAUUCUCAUGCUAAAACUUUCAUUAACAGUUUUUCCUUGUCAUUGUUCACAGGUUAAUUAGAAGCAUGCUUAUGUGAACCUACGGUGUACUAACAAGAUAAUUGCAAGAUAAUAGAAGCCCUUAUAUGCUUUCACAGUAUGUAGGCGUGCUCAACUAUAUAUACAUACAUACAUAUAUAUAUAUAUAUAUAUUCCACUUGAUUCAUCAACAAGUUACUUAUAUAUGAAUCUGUCAGUGCCUGUACAAUGUGGUCCAAACCAAAACAAAAGCAGC
Abrus precatorius (Indian licorice) is the source of this 3332-nucleotide messenger RNA. RefSeq names its product transcription factor PIF4-like. Bases 686 to 2413 code for a protein of 575 amino acids. Gene Ontology annotation, biological process: regulation of DNA-templated transcription. The transcript is spliced from 8 exons. NCBI's taxonomy places the organism in Eukaryota, Viridiplantae, Streptophyta, Magnoliopsida, Fabales, Fabaceae. Gene Ontology annotation, molecular function: protein dimerization activity; DNA-binding transcription factor activity. The record is from RefSeq and is a predicted model, not a curated record.